Molecule: messenger RNA, 9037 nt
Organism: Scophthalmus maximus (turbot)
Lineage: Eukaryota; Metazoa; Chordata; Actinopteri; Pleuronectiformes; Scophthalmidae
Gene: prrc2a
Product: proline-rich coiled-coil 2A
Exons: 18
Coding region: 256-6162 (1968 amino acids)
Biological process (GO): cell differentiation
Source: RefSeq, a predicted model, not a curated record
CAGUAGCCGUUGACGGCUCUUCAGGUGACGGAUCGAGCCGAGGAUCACUAUUUUCUUUUCCACCCAUUUUCAUUUAUUUUUCGGGGGGGAGAAAAAGGAGUGCAAGGGGAUAGCGUUGCCUAUAGCUAGCCCAGGCUGCCUUGCUAGAAAGCUACGCGGUAGCAUAGCAUAAGCCCACUUCUGCGGUAUAACCUCGAGACAAGUCGGGACAAGACCAGUCUCAGGGCUCACCAUACUCAAUGAGCGGACAGCGCAAUGUCAGAGCGCUCUGGGCAAACUGCAAAGGGGAAGGAUGGCAAAACCAAGUAUGCGUCUCUCAACCUGUUUGAUACAUACAAAGGAAAGAGCCUUGAAACACAAAAGCCUGUUGUUCCUCCCCGCCAUGGCCUGCAGUCUCUUGGUAAAGUUGCUUCCGCACGGCGUAUGCCACCCCCUGCCUACCUGCCCAGUCUGAAGGCAGAGAACAAAGGCAACGACCCCAACGUCUCGCUCGUUCCCAAAGACGGCACAGGAUGGGCAAGCAACAAGGAACCAGCAGACCCAAAGAGUACCGAUGCCUUGUCAGCACCGCAGCCGGAAUUGCAGCAGCCUGUGGCUUCACAGACACCUGCACCGACCCGCCCGAGAACCCCGCCAGCUUCAGAGGCUCUGGCUCCAGCUACAACCCAGGCCGUAGGGGCAAGGUCCUGGGCACAGGCCAGUGUUACACAUGGAACACAAGGGGAUGUUGGAAAGGGAUCAAACCAACCGUCGCCAUUCUAUCGCGAGGAAUUUCCCACCCUGCAGGCGGCUGGCGACCAGGACAAAGCUGGCAGAGAACAGGGCACUGCAGAUCAGUGGUAUGGGCCCGGACCAAGCCUCCGCCCCCAGAACGUUACAAGUUGGCGGGACGGUGGGGGCCGAGCCCAGGGACCCCCCCUGCCUGGGGAGGGGGCAGCGGAGGGUGGCACUGGUGGAGCUUUGGUGAUGGAUGGGGCAGCUGGGGUCCCCCUUCCAAACUCCCACGGGCCACCUAGGAACCCUCCUGCGGGCAGCCCCGCCUUGCCUCUGCCCCAGCCGCCUGUGGGGCCUGGGUUCCCCCAAUACCGAGGGAUCAUGCCUCCUUUCAUGUAUCCUCCAUAUCUGCCCUUCCCGGCCCCCUAUGGCCCUCAAGGGCCCUAUAGGUACCCGGGACCUGGGGAAGGGCCCGCUCCAAGGUUCUCUCGCGGUCCCGACAGCAGGCCUCAGGGCGGACUACGUGACACAGGUGGAGAGGCGGUGAAUCGACCUCCUAUCUUAAAGCAGGAUGACCUGAAGGAGCUUGACGAGCUGGACCACGAUGGAGAUGAUGGUUGGGCAGGGGCUCAUGAGGAGAUUGAUUACUCUGCAAAGUUGAAGUUCAGUGAUGAUGAAGGAGAAGGAGAUGGAGAGGAAGGGGCAGAAGAGGAGAGAACUGAGAGCCAGAAUGACUCACGUGAGCAGCCGCGGCCUCAGGAUGCCCCUCCUGCUGCCUCUCGUCCUCGAGCCUCGGACAGUGGUGGAGACACCCGCCGCACCCCUCCCUCUAAUGCUGACAAUGGCCCCCAACCUCCCUCCAGCAAGUCAGGAUGGGCCGAGGAGGGAGGCAAUAGCUGGCGGGUACAGGGAGCAUCGUCAAACUACCAGGGGCGCAGCCCUGGAUCGAGUGGUCUCCGGGAGCAGUCCUCCCCACCACCUGGGCCGCUCCUCGGACCCUACUCCUUUUACCGACAGGUAGAUCACCAGGACCGGCCCCACAACCAGGGUGCCUCUGCAGGCCCUGGGAAGCCUGGCACCACCCAGCCUCAGCCUGCAGCAGGAGGCCCUACCCCUCCUCCCCAGCCGGGCGUGCUGGUGCAUGGGGCCCAGGGGGAAGAUGAGGACGAGACUUGGCGUCAGCGCAGGAAGCAGUCCUCCAGUGAGAUCUCUGCCGCGGUGGAACGAGCACGUCGCCGCCGCGAGGAGGAAGAGCGGAGGAUGGAGGAGGAAAGACGUGCAGCCUGCGCUGAGAAGCUGAAGAGGCUGGAUGAAAAGCAGCAACAGCAGCAAGGCAGCGAAAUAGUUGGUGGUGGUGGUAGCGGCAGUAAAACCCCCAGCCUCGAUGGAAACUCUACCACUGCCACAGCAGGCAGCCCUACUCCAUCUAUUUCAGCAUCUGCCUCCUCCCCUAACAUCAGCCAGCCGCCAUCUCCUUGUGUGGACUCUGAGGAGCCUCCAGUACUGACUGUCCAGCCCGGGCCCAGUCCUGGAGGCAGCGACAGACAGCGAGCCAGCAGCAACAGCAGCUAUGACUCCAGUGCAGAUGUCCAACAGUGUCCCCAGCCAGCUGUGUCACAGCCACAGCAGCCCACGCUGGAUGUACCUUUACCAGUGGAGAACAAGGAAGAGACUGUGGGCGGUUCUCACAUCCGUGCAGGAAGUGGAAGUGAAAGAGGAAUUGACCCAGUGAAGAUUGAGAAUAUAGGAGGGGCAGCAGGUCGUCAAGCCGGUGGUCCUCUGAGCCAGGGUUACUCCAAGUACCAGAAGUCACUUCCACCUCGAUUUCAGAGGCAGCAGCAGGAGCAGCUCAUGAAACAGCAGCAACAGUGGCAGCAGCAACAGCAGCACAGUCAGGCAUCGCAAAGCCAGCUGUCUUCUCAGCCGCAGCCUCCACAGGGUCCUUCACCGGGUCCCACGCCGCAGCCAGGACCUGGACCCAAGCAGGGUGGACCCAUGUAUCAGCCCAGCAAUAUGGUUAGACCCCCACCGCUGCCAAUGAAUUUCGACCCUCGCUGGAUGAUGAUGCCCUACAUGGACCCACGCAUGAUGCAGGGCCGCCCGCCGCCAAUGGACUACUAUUCAACUGGCAUGCACCCGUCUGGGCUUAUUGGGCGUGAGCGGUCUGAUUCAGGGGGAUCUGGUUCAGACCCCUUUGACAGGCAACAGCAGCAUCCUGGGCACCCUCAGCGUGGGACCCCCCCUAUGGAUCCCAAACUGGCCUGGGGGCCGGAGGUAUUCCCUGGCGGAGGGGAGGGUCGAGGUCUAACCUCCCCAUUGAGGCAGAAGCAGGUGCUGGAGGAUGACGAUGUGGCCAAAGGGCCCAGGAGUGACACUCCCCCACACCGAAUGCGAGAGGGUGUUUUGGGACCCAUUCAGCAGCCCGGCUCAAGCUCCGGGACAUCCAAUCAGACCCCUCCUCCCGUCGGCUCUCAAGUGGGCGGCCAGGGAGGCAGCCACCAUCCUCAUCACUACAUGGGUGGGCGGGGCAACUACAGUAACUUCCCUGACCAGGGUGGAAGGAUGGCCCCCCAUCAGCAGCAACAGAGGGCGAGUGAGAGGGGAAACCAGCCGCAUGGCUUCACCCACCAGGAAGACGGGCCUCCCCGAGGAUCCCAGCAGGGCCAGAUAUGGGGAGCACCACACCCUCACUAUGAUCGCAAUGGUCGUGCAGACCUCCCUCCUGUUGAGAACAACUCUCACCUCCACCUCCACCACCAUCACAGCCACCACCCUCAGCAGCCUCACUUCCCCCUCCACGCCCAUAAGCCAGAAAACAACCGUGACAGGGUUGUCGAUGCCACUGCUAAGAAGACCAACUCCUCUCCACCUCUCCACCAACCUUCCCUCUCAUCUUCCUGCUCCUCUUCCUCCUCCUCCUCUUCUGCCCGGGAAGAUGGGAGUGUCAAAGUUGCCCUGCAUCAUCACCCAUCUCAGAGAGACGGUGAGGCUGUCAUUGGUCACAGUCACAGUGAAAGAAGCAACAGUGGCAAUGCUGGCAGUAGCGGCCAUGUGAAACAAGAGAAAACAGGCCCAGCAUAUGCUUCCCAUUCCACAGUGACCUCCAGUCCACCUCCUGCUCAACAUGGCAGUCAUUCUCAGCAGCACCAUCCCCAUCCCAAAUCUAACCAAAGAGGGGGGCGGGAGCAUAAGACUGAGACCCAGUGGGGCCCACGGCCUGGCAGCAGCAACAUAGGUGGGGGUUCCUCUCAUGGCAGGAGGGCCAACAAUGCAGGAGUUGGGACCAGCAGCCGUGGAGGGGAGGACUCCUCCAACAUUCCAUCGGACCACAAAUCCUCCAACCAGACAGGGGGCGGCAAUGCCAACAAGAGAGCUGGCCCAAUCAAGAAGCCUGUGCUGAAGGAAAUGAAGAGAGAGGGUGGGGAAGCUGACGGAGGGGAAAAAACAAACCCAGGCUUUGGGAAAGAUAAAGAUCAAGAUGGUGGACAACUGGUUUCCAUGAAGCAGGAAGCCUCCCAAAACCAAUCAGCUCCAUCUAAAGAUGAGCCUGCCCAGACAGCCAAACCCAGGAACGGUGGAAAAGAACGAUCCUCAGGAGGAGGUGGGGGAGGGUCGGGCAGAGGGCACAAAGAUGUAGACGGCAACUCCUCAGGAUUUUCAGGGCCCUCAAGAAGGGACAGAGACCGCUCCUUCGAAAGAGGAGGCAGCAGCUCCCAUCACCAAGGAGUUCCCCCCAAAGGCAGCAGAGCCAGUCGUGGACGAGGAGGAGAGUUCUUUGGACGUGGACGUGGUUAUCGGGGCACUUACACACCGAGUGCUGGGCCCACUGCUGGUAGUCGGGGAGGCAGAAUGGGUGGCCGGAGCGGCAGAGACUACCGCCCAUCUGUUGGUGGUGGUCACCACCAGGAGUCCAAGGCUGAGGGGCCUGGUGGCAGGCAUGGUCAGGAUCGGUCCCAGCAUAACCCGGCCAGGGCCAGGAACCGAAGUGAAACCCGCAGUGAGGGUUCAGAGUAUGAGGAGAUCCCCAAGAGACGGAGGGAGAGAGGUUCAGAGACUGGCAGUGAGAGUGGCGCAAGUGACAUUGGUCACUCAGACAAGGACGACAACCAGAAACCCAACACCAAGAAUGGCUCCGCUAAUGCCAACACCACUGGAAGCGGCAGCAUGUCAUCUGCACAUCCCAGAGGCUCCCAGGCCCGAGUCUUCACCCCCAGGGGUGUGCCCUCUCGGAGGGGCAGGGGCGGUGGAGGAAGUGGAGGAAGUGGGGGAGGAAACAUCUACAGGAGCGGUGGCAACGUUGGAGGACCACCUGGGGGACACCGAGUUGGACCCAGCUCAGGCUCUCACGGUGGAUCCAACAAGUCAUCGACCUCAUCACGGAAACAGCAAGGCCCGCCACAAACCCAUGGGCCCAAAGACCUGGGCCGGGGAGGAAAUAGUGGAGAGAAGAAGGACAAGAUAGCAGAUACAAGUCAAGUUCAAAGUCAGGGGACCAAUCCCCCUCAGCCGUCUUUACCUGCUACAACUCCUGCCACUGUGGGUUCCACUGAAAACGGAGGGGUGGUGACUCAACAAGCUUCAACCAACCCAACUUCAAACUCUGGAGGGCCUAAUACGCUCCCUCUUCCUGCCAACCGUGGCUUCCCUCCCGGUGGGUUCGAGCGACCCCCUAGACGUCGUCGUCACGGGCGUUCCCAGCACCAGCAGGACAAACCGCCCCGCUUCCGGAGACUGAAGGAGCGAGAAAAUGCUGCACGGAUCAACGGCGUGGGGGUCAUCGGCGGUGGAAGGCCCUCCUCUCCUGCCCUGAAUUCAGUUCAGGACAGUAAUGGAGCCCCCCUCCCUGCUCCAACGACGGGCAAUUCCCACCAUGCUAACCACAAUGCCCCUCAAAACACCAACAGUAACAGUGGUGGAGGGCAUAUUGGUAAUUCCAACAGUCACCACCAUCACCACUACAACCAGGGAAACGCCGUGACGACACACCCCCAGCACCACCACAGCCACGGAGCAAAGUCCCCCGACUUCACCAAUCAGAACUCCGACCAGGCCAAUGAAGAGUGGGAGACCGCCUCUGAGAGCAGCGACUUUACAGAGUUCAGAGACAGGGAGGGAGGAGGAGGAGGAGGAGGGGGAGGGGGAGGGGGAGGGGGGAAGUCAUAUCCCUCUCACCAUCACCACCAUCCAGGAAGGGGAGGAGGUGGCGGCGGAGGCGUGCAGGAGCGCGAUAUGUCGGGGAAAGAGCCCUUGGCGAAUAAGAGAAGCUUCUCCAGCCAGCGUCCGGGCAUGGAUCGCCAGAACCGGAGGGUCAACCCUGAAAGAGCCGGUGGUGGGGGAGGCAGAGGCCCACGUGGCCCGCCAGGCGGUGGUUCCGGUGGGCCCGGUAACGGAGGCGGCAACCGCGGGGAGAAGCGCGGCAACUGGCCCUCCCCGAAAAAUAGGAAAUGAUGGAAUAAAAAGAAAAACAUUUCAGAUGUUUCCCGCCCACAUUUAAAAACCCACCAUCUUACAUCCUAAUCCCCUUUUUGAUCAUUAUUUUAUGGUUUAUCUGUUGGCAUCCCUACACACAUUAGUGCAUUGUACAGUACAUGGAGACUCACAUUCACUCUAGAUGCCCUCACCCCGACCUCAGUCGGCUCUUUCCCUUUUGCAUCAAUCAACUAUCUACCGUCCGUUCUUGUAAAUUUCUCCGUUUGUUCCGUCUUGCUCCCCCUCCCCCUGUACCUUCCCCUCAGAGUCUCACCCCGUUGGAUUUGUCAAGCAUGAGGUUUUGAAAAUGGAGGUGCAUGUCGUUUGGACAGAAGACGUUCACACAGAUCUACACACACACAUAUACACACAUAUACACUCACACACAUAUACACUCUCAUAUACAAGCACAACUACGACAUCUCUAACAACACAUGGAACACAUGCAGUCCUGUGGGUGCAACAAGAAAAACGUGGGAUUAAAUUGGCAUAUAAUGUUUGGAUCGGGCUGAUUUUUAUAUUUAUGUACCUGUGUGUAUUUCUACCACACUUUGGCCUUGGGUGGUAUUCAGUAGUGCAGUCUUGCAGCACUUCCCUCACAAAGGGAAAGAGUGCAGCUUCACCUUUUAACAAGAACAAUGUACCAUAAGAGGUUUUUGUUUCUGUUUUUUUUUUCCUGUUUUUUUUUCCUCUUUGGCCUCGUGUCAGUGGAGCUUCAACCUCUGACAGAUGGCAGAGGUGUGUGCGUGCGUGUGCGCGUGUGUUUUCUUCAGCAAAGCAGGUCAUUAAAAAAAAACUUUUUACUAAAUUCUCAUUUCCUCCUUUGGGCGACUUUUUGGUCUACCGCAAAGUAUGUCUGAUUACUGUGAUAAGACCCAUCGAAGUACUACUGCUCAGUGCUCACCUACACUUGUAUUGAUUUGUCUUUAAUAUCAAUGUCUCUGCUGCUUGUUCAAAUAGACGGUGUGAAUUUUUUUUUUCCUUCUCCCCUUGAGGUUGUUUAACCUGCUCUGACCUUUCAUUAGCUCCUACUGGGUGUUUCCUGUUUAGGGGGAUAAAAAGCUUUUCAUGGGGCCCCUCGUGGUAGCAUCCUACUUGCCUGCAGAAUUUGUGCACGGCAAAAAAUCAGUUUCCCCAAGGACAAUAGUUUUACACUCUCUCUAUCAUGAGGUUUGUUUACCCUAAUGAAGACUGUAUUAAUAGCGUGAUGGCUUUAUUUUAACAACCAUUAUUUCCUCAGUAGCUUCCAUUUUUAUGGAAACUUUUCUUUACUCUCCCUCAAGACAUCAAUCUUGUUGGGGGGGGGGGGAAUGAAAUUGUAGGUCAUGAUGUAGAAUAAAGGAAAGAAAAACGUUUGACUUUUCAUAAAAUUGUAUUUUGCAUCAGUAGAUAAUUGAACAUGUUCUAAUAAGCACUCCUUAGUAUGACACAAAUCCAUGGUUGCUGUUUUUUUUUUGUUGUUUUUUUUUUUUAAAUUUACUUUCUUCUCCUUUUGUGUUAAUGUUUUUGGGCAAGUUACAUGUGAUGCAACGGGACAGGUACUCUGUCUGGGCCCAGAGUACAGAGCUAAGCUGAGUAUUGUACUCUUAAUACCCCCCAGUGCUCGGGUGGAUACUCCUCCCACUGAGGACGACCGCUACCAAGAGCUCCCUGGUCUGAGGAAGUAUUUUUUUUCAAAUUUUGUAUUCCUGGGAUGGCUGUGUCAGUGCGCGGCGGGCGACGAGUAGCUCAGGCUAAUUGAAUUCAGGACAAAACGCCGAAAGGAAGGCAAAGUGUCACAUGCGUCACCUUCUGCAGUUCACACAGUUUUCCAAGAAGUAAUGCUGACCUGGAGAGUUGAGGGAAAUAUUUGGAUUGAUGUAGGAUUACACGUGUAAACACAGUAUACGCAUCACACACAAAAAACACGAGACGACGCCCAAGGUGAACUAAUAUUCUCAUUGUCACUGCUGUAAGUUGGGGUUUGUUUGUGUACUGACGACAGUUUGGAGAUCUGUCUCUGGGACGUCGUGAGUAGGGCAUUUGAUGAUUUGUGUGCUUGUGUGUAUGUGUGCGGCAUGUGUGCAUUUUCCAGUCUCUGUGUAAUUACUCGGGAAGGGGUGGGGAGCAGAGGGUCAACAUGAUUGGCAAAGCACUUUCUGCCUUGUUUGCCCCCCCAACUAGAUUUAACCAAUAUUAUUAAGACAGGUCUACGGUUUCUUAAAUACAUCCAUAUAUAUAUAUAUAUAUAUAUAUAUAUACACACAUACAUCCAGCUGUGUGUAUAUGUUAAUCAUCCAAAUGAAGGACAUGCAGUAGAGAACGUCACCAUUUUUUUUUUUGGUAGAAUUUAAGCACAUUCUUCAGCAGGCAAGUGUAGUUGGACAUAUUUUUAUUUUUCACUGACUUCUUCUAAGCAUGAACACAUGCCCAUGGGUGCAGCUCGCCUUGCCCGUGACUGGUUUUUACAUUGAUAGCUGUACACUUAACACUGGCUCAAAGAGUCCUUCAUCCCUCCUUAACGUUGAUAUGCGCAUUAUUGUAUGUACCCAUGUUAAAAAGCGACAAAAAGAAGUAGUGUAUUCCAGAAAAAUUACUCAAAAGAUUGUACUUUGUUUCCAGCAUUACCAAGGUACCUGGAGUGGUUCAAACUGUUUUUUAGCAUUUAUGGUUUUAUUAAUGGAACUGUAAUAUACACACAUGUAUGUAUAUUGGUAUGUAUCUAAGUUUGUCUACCCCAACUUACAUUCCCACAAACAAAUGUUGCCAUUUUUAGUUCAAGGGAGCAAUGUACAAGCAGAGAAGUGUCUUAUUAUAAUAAAAAGUUAUACAGAGAAGGCAAAGUUAAAUAAACUACUUUUGAUUUAAUGGAAAA